This is a messenger RNA of Zalophus californianus (California sea lion), 1885 nucleotides long. It is a transcript of the gene ZNF285, whose product is annotated as zinc finger protein 285. The transcript is spliced from 4 exons. The record is from RefSeq and is a predicted model, not a curated record. Gene Ontology annotation, biological process: regulation of transcription by RNA polymerase II. Bases 77 to 1876 code for a protein of 599 amino acids. NCBI's taxonomy places the organism in Eukaryota, Metazoa, Chordata, Mammalia, Carnivora, Otariidae. Gene Ontology annotation, molecular function: RNA polymerase II cis-regulatory region sequence-specific DNA binding; DNA-binding transcription factor activity, RNA polymerase II-specific.
CUCACUGUGGGCGAUAUUGUCUGCGGCGCUAAGUUCUACUUUCUCAGGCUCCUGCUCCUUCCAAGAGGAAGACAGUAUGAUUAAAUUCCAGGAAGCUGUGACCUUCAAGGACGUGGCGGUGGUCUUCACGGAGGAAGAGCUGGCUCUAUUGGACAAGGCCCAGAUAAACCUGUACCAGGACGUGAUGCUGGAGAACUUCAGGAACCUUGUUUCAGUGGGAGACAGGAUUAAAAACAACAUUUCACAUCUUCAGGGGAAAGGGUUGAGUUAUCCCUCUCAAGAGGUGCUCUACUGCUGGCAGAUUUGGAAACAAAGGAUCAGUGAAUUAACUGUGAGUCAGGAGUAUGUCAUGAAUCUUCAAGGAAAUUAUCCCCAAUAUUUAGAAGGAGAUGUUUCUCUCUGUGAAGAGUGGGCAGGAGUGUCUCUUCAGAUUUCUGAAAAUGAAAACUAUGUAAUAAAUGCCAUUAAUUUAGAAAAUCAAGAUGGCACAGAAGGGAAAGGCCUGACACGAGUCUUUACCCCAGAAUCUUGGAAGGGAGCCAACAUGAUGACUGAGCCCCAGAAUUCUCAAGGACAAUAUGAGAGAAUGCAUGUGGAAGAGAAACUGUAUGGAUGUGCUCAGUGUGAUGACAGCAUCAGUCAGACAUCGUAUGAUCAUGGUGAUUCCCAAGAAUGUAAAGAAGAGGAACCUUGUAGCUACACUGACUAUGGGAAACACUUGGCUAUGAAAUCAACAGCCAAACAACAUAACAUGGUCCUUGUGGUGCCACAACCUGUCAAAUGUAAUAACUAUGAUGUGGGCUUCAUAGAUGGUGCAGACCCUCCUGUUCAUCACAGCGCUCACAUAGAAAAGUCUUGUAGAUGUGACCAGUGUGGAAAGGACUUUAGUCAGAGCUCAGAUCUUAUUGUUCAUUAUAAAACUCAUUCAGAUGACAAAGCUUAUGAAUAUCAAGAGUGGGCAGAGGGCUGCAAGCAGAGCCCAGACCUUCCGAGAUAUCAAAAGUUCCCCUUGGGAGACAAACCCUAUAAAUGUCUCGAAUGUGGCAAGGUCUUCAGGCGUAACUCCUCUCUUCACAACCAUCACCGGGUCCACACAGGGGAGAUGCCCUAUAGAUGUGAUGUGUGUGGGAAGGGGUUCGGAUUUAGGUCACUUCUUUGUAUUCAUCAGGGAGUCCACACAGGGAAAAAGCCCUAUAAAUGUGAGGAGUGUGGGAAGGGCUUUGAUCAGAGCUCCAAUCUUCUUGUCCACCAGAGAGUCCACACUGGAGAGAAGCCCUACAAAUGCAGUGAGUGUGGCAAAUGCUUCAGUUCAAACUCUGUUCUUCAAGUCCACCGGAGGCUGCACACAGGGGAGAAGCCUUACAGGUGCGGUGAGUGUGGAAAAGGUUUCAGCCAAAGCACACACCUCCACAUUCACCAGAGAGUCCACACAGGGGAGAAGCCCUAUAGAUGCAACGUGUGCAGAAAGGCUUUUGCAUACAGUUCAGUUCUUCACACUCAUCAGAGGGUUCACAUGGGAGAAAAGCCUUACAAAUGUGAAGUGUGCGGUAAAGGCUUCAGUUAUAGUUCAUAUUUUCACUUACAUCAAAGAGACCACACCAGAGAGAAACCGUAUAAAUGUGAUGAGUGUGGUAAGGGCUUCAGUCGGAAUUCAGAUCUUCAUGUGCAUCUCAGAGUCCACACAGGAGAGAAGCCCUAUAAGUGUAAAGAAUGUGGGAAGGGCUUCAGUCGUAACUCAUAUCUUCUUGCUCACCAGAGAACACAUGCAGAUGAGGUGCAAUAUACAUGUUGUGAGCAUGGCAAUGGCUUUAGUUAUAGCUCAGACCUUCUUACUCAUCAAAGACUACACAAGAGGACAGAAACGUACUCAAUGUAAUUCUCAAAG